UUUUUCAGAAUGCGACACAAGGCAGCGUGGUUGCUCAGUUCAACGCUACAGAUGCAGACUUGAACAAAAAUGCUGAGAUUGGUUACAGAAUUGUCAGUGGUAAUGGAGAUGGUGUUUUUGAAAUAAACAACCACACUGGAGAGUUGUUCACAGUCAAGGAACUUGACCACGAAACAACAACCCAGUAUCAGGUAUUGUAUGCUUUUAUGUUUUAAUAUUAUCAGGCCUGAUAUAUGUGCCUGUUUUUAUUAAUACCACAAGUCAUGGAUGGAGGCUUUAGUCCUCUUGAGAUUCUGCUAGAAUCUGAUAAGCUAGAAACUAGGCUUGUACUAUUUGUAUUGAUUUAGAUUGGUAUCCAAGCGUUCGAUUAUGGUUCUCCAAGCUUACAAUCUGAUAUUCAUGUGAUCACAAUUGAUGUUUUGGACACGAACGAUAACCCUCCGGUCUUUAUGCAGGUUUGUAUAAAUGUACAAGUUAAAUGUCACAUAAAGGAAUGAACAUGUCUCGAUUGUGACUGCUGGGUGACAGAUGGUUGCUAUACUGAACUAAAGUUUACAGUAGGGUACAUUCAUUCAUUCAUUUAUUCAUAACAUUAUUUAAUACACGAUGGAGUUGUGUACAAUAUAUAGCAUACCGCUGCAAAAUGCUGAUGUAGUCUGUAUCCAAACUAUUAUCCAAACUAACUAUUUUAAAUGAGUAAUCGUUCCACUUAUAGAUGAGUAAUCAUGCUAUUACUUGAUGUGCUUGUGGUCAUAGGCGUACGGGAAGGAAAAAAUUAGGGGGGCAGAAAGAAAUUUGCCCGACUUUUUCGAAUUGUGCCCGACCAGUGCCCAAAAAAAUUUCGGCCAGUGUACCAUUUUAGGGGUACAAAAAUUUUUCGGACACACCAAAAUUUUUCGGAACAUCAAACAAAUUUUCCCAAACAUCACAAAAUUUACAUAAUUUCCCGCAAAAUUGGCAGAAUUUGUCCCAUUUAUUUUUAUAAUAACCCAAUAUUGCCCGACUGUGAAGCGAAGAUUGCUCAACUGGCUUGGUUUGCCCAACAAACUGGGGUUAUUAUUACGAGAGAUUUUAUUGCUUUGACUACUUUUUCCCCGACUUUUGUCCGACUUUUGUUAUGACGCAUAUGAUUAAUGCAGUAGAGUGUUGGUUUGCUUUCUUUUAGUUCUGCUUCGAGAGGGUUUUUCUCAGGAUCCUGCAGUUUCUCUCCCUCGCCAAAAACUAACCCUUCCUCUUGGCUGUUGUGAUCAGACAUGGGUUAUAUGGUGGCAGCCAGAGGCACCCUAUAUACUAGCGACCUUUCGACUCUGUCACGUUUGAAAAUUCAUCUCACAACUGCAAGCAUCAAUUUUCCCUGCCUAAAGCAUCAUCUUACCGUUAUCUCAUGUUUUCAUAUUUUCCCUUCAUGUAGAAAAGCGUCAGCUUGAGUGUAUUUGAAAACCAAGCAUCCAGUGCAGUAGUUGGCACAAUCAAAGCUUCAGAUAAGGAUGAAGAUGGAAAACUGUAUUAUUACAUCAUCGGUGAGUGCUGUGUAAAAUUUUCUGAAUUAGUUCAUGCUUGUUCACAAAACCACAUUAAGCUGGCUAUAGAAUGCACACCCAUAAAUGUUCGCCACUCGCAACUUGUCAACAAAUUGGUGAAAUGCACGACAGUAACAACAACAAUGACUAACAAUUCUGUUGGGUCAUCAACUUUGUAGCAAGUCUUCUUGCAGGACUGCUACAAUUUGUCAACAAACUUGUGAAAAUAAGCAGUGCGAACAGCAACAGUUGACGUCGUACAAUUCUAUAUAUACUUAUAUUAUCUUUAAAGGAGGAAAUGGUGCAAAUAUCUUUGCAAUCAACGAAGAAAGUGGAGUAGUUACAACCAAGAAACAACUUGUGAGUAUUCAGCAACAUAACUUGUGAAGUUCCACAGAAAGAAAAUUUUGUAAAAUGUAAUUAGCCGACACAAAAUUUCGGUCGGAAAAACAUUUUGAAUUAACAAUGAUAUUUUUGGAAAAUAUUCUGUCCGUGGAAAUAUUUUUUGAGUGCAAUGGGCCUUAGUAUUCAUCGUCAUGCGAACCUAAAUUAAUGAUAUUUUGUGCCCAUAGGAUCGUGAACAGAACAGCACCUAUUAUAUCUAUGUCGCUGUUUUUAAUUCAAAGGUAAGGGUACUGGUUAAUUUAGAUGAAGUUCACUAUUAAAGUUUGCUUUUUAGAUUGUUUUUCUAUUACUAAACAAUGUUAUUUUUUGUAGAAAAGUGCUGACUAUAUUGCAGCUUUGAGUCCUCCGCAAAGCAGCUCUCGGAAGCGUUCUGUAGGUGGGUCGUGAAACGAGACUUACUACUUAUAGAUGAGAACCUACUAGGCACUGUUUAUGUUAUUACCAAACAUUUGUUCAAAUGCAACUUUCAAAAAUCUUUUAGUGGACGAAAAUAUACUGCUUGUAACGAUAACUGUCGCUGACAAGAAUGACAAUAAACCAUAUUUCAAGCACGGUUUUUAUAAAGCAGGUAAAAUUAUCAAAUAUGUGAUUUAAUCAUGUUUCGCUCGCUACUCUGGUUUAAGUAAAUGAUUACAAAGCCCAGUUGAAUUUUAAACCAGAGUAGCGAGCGAAACAUGAUUGAUAUACCUGGUUGCAGUGAACGAACAAACUUUAAAUCUAUGUGAUUUAAAUUUAUUCAUAAUCUUACAGCUGCUUGAUUUCGUAUCUUCCAUCAUUUACAAUAAACACGUUUAUGUGUAAUUUAGUUAGAGACAAUAUCUCAGCCUUGCAUCCCUCACCUUCUCUGCAAUGUCCACCACCCCACAUCUUCUUCUGAUCUCUUCACUUCAUAAUGUCUCUAACCAGCUCUCCUUCAUCUCUUCUUACUACAUGUACAUACCAUCUCAGCCUUGCUUCCCUCACCUUUUCUGCAAUGUCUAAUAUACCACCCCUCACCUUCUCUGCAAUGUCUACCACCUCACUUCUUCUGAUCUCAUCAUUCCAUAAUGUCUCUGACCAGCUGUCCUUCAUCUCUUCUUAUUAUGCGUCCAUACCAUCUCAACCUUGCUUCCCUCACCUUCUCUGCAAUAUCUGCCACCUCUUCUUAUCUUCUGAUCUCUUUAUAACAAUGUUUAUCUUAUAGGUGUUUCGGAAAAUGCAGAAUACGAGAGCAGAAUAACACAAAUUACUGUAAGUCACAUAACUUUGAUGAAAAAGUGGGUUUUACUUGGAAAUUAUAUCGUCCAAGUAGAAUUUGGUUGGUUUUACUGCAUCCUGUGCUGCGAGAGUUUUUCUCUACAUCUUCUGACACCCGUGGCCUUAGUUGUUGAGCAUGUGUCCCAUGAAUCUCUGGCUCGGGUGAAUUGGACAAGCAUGCAUGCCCUGCAUGUUGAAUGGAAAUUAAAUUAAUCAUGAAAUUAUUAUCAAUUUUAUGAUAGUGCAUCGACAACGACAUUGGUAACAACAGCAAACUCAUCUACAAAGUCGUUGAUCUACAACCUGCAGAACUGUUGAGCGUUGAGCCAGAGACAGGCUGGAUCUUGGCGGGACAGCAGCAAUAUUUUGCAAGUGGGGUUGGAAAGAAAUACUCUUUUGUUUACUCGUGCGAAGAUUCCUCGUCAGUGGCUGAAACCAAUGUUACGGUAAAAUUAUAAAUUUGUUUUUUUCCCUUGAGUUAUAGUACCGUCAAGGAGUGUUGGUUUCACGGUGGUUGGGGCAUGUGACUGAUGUUUGAUUCAUAUGUAAUAUGUAGUUGUCUCAUUAUAAUUUCAUCUCAGUCCCAUGUGAGAAGAAUGCUUCCAGUUUGACUCUAUCAAACACCACAGGUUUUCCCCAGAACGGCGCUUUCGUCCUGUAGUAACACUAGACAAUAUGAUGUCUCUUACUGCUGGAUCUCUAGAAAAAGAACAGUUUAGAAUGGAUAGAUCUAUUCGGUACAAAAUUAAAUGAAGGUAGUUUAGCCCUAUUGUACUCUAAACAAAUUCUCUUUAAUUUGUCUUUCUAGAUAUUUGUGUUGGUUGAUGAUCAGAGGGUUCGUUUAACGUUGGACAUCAAUGAUACAAAAUUCGUGCGAGAUAAUAUUGAUGAAAUUAAGAAGUAUGAUUGUUUGAUUUAUUUGCUGUGUGUUUUAUUGUUGACAAACCGUUGGAUCCAAUGGUUCUUGUUUUAUGUUCACAGAGCACUUGACGAUGCAACAGGUCUAGAGUUUAAUGUUGACAGUAUCCAGUACCAUCUUCAAAGCAAUGGAAAAUACGAUUUAUCCAAGUAAUGUUUAGCUAUAAAAUUAUUGUUUAUUUACUGAUAUUUAAAAUGCAAUGUCUACCACUCCACAUCUUCUUCUGAUCUCUUCAUUCCAUAAAGUCUCUGACCAGCUCUCCUUCAUCUCUUCUUAUUACGUGUCCAUACCAUCUCAACCUUGCUUCCCUCACCUUCUCUGCAAUGUCUACCACCUCACAUCUUCUGAUCUCUUCUUUCCGUAAUAUCCCCGACCAGCUCUCCUUCAUCUGACCAACUCUCCUUCUUAUUACGAUUUAUCCAAGUAAUAUAUAGCUAUAAAAUUAUUAUUUACUUACUGAUAUUUAAAAUGAUAUUUUAAUAGGUAAAAUGUUAUGUCUGUUCAAGUUAUUGUUUGUAAUUUCUUGCUAGGACUGACAUUUUCAUGCAUGCUGUGGACCCUAACACGAACAAAGUUGUCGGCAAAGACACAGCAUUGAAGUAAGUCUUUUACUAAAUCCACAUGACCAUCAUCUGAUGCACGAUGAAGCUUAAUGAAAUUAAACCGACUAAUAUUUGCACGGUAUCAUCAUUUUAUAUUAUUGGAAAUGUAUUUGUUUUUCUAGGCUAAUUGAUACAAAUUAUGGCAAACUUAUUCAACUCUUCCAAAAAUACAAAGUGAACGCAGUCGAGGUACAAUUACAAUACGUUAUAUGUCUCUUAUACAUGACAUGUGUUCCUGACAAUUUUAGUGGAUCAAAACAAUUCACAAAUAGAUCAAGACAAUUUGUGACUGGGUGGCAUGGGGAACAGUGGGAAUUUCAAAACAAUGAAACGACAAUGGAAUAUUUCGAUUACUGGAUCGUGUCUGGAUAGCAUGUGUUGUGAAUAGGGCGUUUUGUUCUGCAGAGUAAUUAAAAAGUUAAAUAAUUUAAAAAAUAACUUUUUCUUCUAGCCCAAGAAGAAGGACGGUGAAGAUGAUGGAUUUGACGCCAUCUUGGCCGCCGCCAUUGUCCUGGCUGUUAUUUUGUUUAUGUUAUUGUUGUGUUUCUUGUGUGUUAUUUGCCUCAUGAGAAGAAGGUAUGCAAAUAAACAAGAGACUUGCAGUGCUUUUAAUUCAGUUCAAAGCCAGGGUUGGUAAGUUAGAUGAAUAAUUAGGCCAAAUCGUCAUUAGUGCUGUUUAGAAAACAAAGAAAACAAAAGGUCAAGACAAAGAAAACAAAGGCCUAGUGUGACGGUGUUUGGCCUAAUUAUUCAGCAAACCUACCAACCCUGUUCAAAGCUUAUCAUUUUCGGAUAAUUUUCGCUCAUAAUUUGAAUAUGAGAAUAUUUGCAUGCAGUUUGCAAUUUAAAAUAUUUUAUAUUUCCUUUUUAGUCACAAUCGAAAACUUCGGGCAGCAAAGGCUAUUGGUAAAGUCCAGUCUGAUCCUUUUUGCUUUCAUUUUUUUAUUUGUCCUCCGUAAAAUCAUGUUUUCUUUAUUCCUCAAAUAGGAUCCCAAGAUCAGUCUUAUGGUGUGGCAACUCCGGGCACCAAUUUGCACGUGUAUGAAGGGUAAGUACAUAUGUAACAUUCAAUCAAGUCAAGGUAGCAAAUAUGAACAAAAUGAUACCAGAGAUGUGAUGUACUUAUAGAUGGCGAAAGAUUAGUUUGGUUGGCGGGCGAGGAGGACUACACACGUAAAAACGCACAAGUUGUAACAAGUCUGCCAACAAGCCGUCAACAAGAUGUAUUCCCACUGCUUGUCACAAGUUGUCAACAGGUUUGGAGCAACUUGUUGACAACUUGUCGAAAUUAUCAGACUUGUUGCAAGGUUGUUCUGACUAGUCCGUUACAUGCUUGAUAUAACAAGAUUGUUACAACCUUUUGUUGACAACCUUUUAACAUCAUUGUUAUAUCAUGGCUGUAACAAACUUGUUAGCACAGUCUUGUAACAAGGCUGAUAAUGCCAUCAAGCUUGUUACAAGUUUUUAACAGCUUGUUUCAAACUUGUUACAACAAACUGGGAACAAGCAGUGCGAACACAACUUGUUGACAGCUUGUGAACAGACUUGUAACAACUUGUUUGCAGACUUGUUACAACUUGUGCGUUUUUACGUGUGUAGACAAACUCCAGGGGCAUACCUGGCUCAUCGUACGCCGGGACAUUUUGAUUUCUAGAAUUUCUGAAAUUGCAUUUCCUGCGUUCUGAGAAACAUAUGUGAUGAUAUUUUGUUCAUUUUGCAUUUCAGGCACCUUCAUAUUGCGUUCUUCCACUCUCACGUUAUUUGGUAGGGCUUAGCCCCAUCACUUUCUAUUGGAGGAAUGGAGGGGCUAUAUUCCCCCUCCCAUCUCCUCCACCCCCUCCCCGUUUCUGCCGCCUAUGGAUGCACUUGAGAUAAUGGCACGCAUGGCUAAUGAUCGUGCAAAUAUUUUUAGAUCUAACCCAGUAUGGAUGGAUCCGUAUGAAAACUGGAGAACAGAAGAUGACAAAAAUAGGUUAGAUUGAUUCUCUUGAUGUAUAAUAUUCAUAAAACACAUUCAUUUCCACAAUUCAACUAACAUAUUUAUCUCUGCAUUCUAACAGCAACACUACUAAGCUCUACGAAGCGCAGGUAAGCCGUGUAUUUUUGGAAAGUACUUUCCUUUACAUAUUUACAAAUUGUGUCAAUUGAGUAUUUCUGAAAGCUGAGGACCGGAUUGCCCUAGUUGGCAAAGCUAAAUAAAUAAAAUAAAUAAAAUAAAAUAAAAUAACCCCAUUAAUUUCUUUCCUACUAAACCUAAACUAACCUAACUAAAACAUCAAUAUUUUUCCUACUAAAACGACAAGUUAUGAAAUAAUAAACUUGAUCAAACAUUAAUAGUUUAAUUUAAGAUCCUGGUUUCAUUAUACUAGAACUAGAGUUUAUGUAAAUUAAACAUGAUUUUUUUAUUGCACAAAACUACCGACACGGUAUAGUGAUAUCCUUUGAUGAGUUUUUAAAGCAAAAUCAGUUGUUCUAGACUUCUAGUUAGUUAUUAGUUAUUAAUGAAUUUUUAAAGUAAUACCAGUUGUUCUAAAUAAUUCUAAAGUAUAAAGUGGUUACUUCAACUUAGAAAUGUUAUCACAUAUAAAACCACCAACACGAUAGCGAUUUCCUUUUCCUCUUGCUUAAUUAAUGCUUUUUUAAAGUAAAAUUUUGUUCAAGUUUAAAGUUAUUACAGGUAAACUACGUGAAGCGUUCCUCUUUUGACUUCGUAACUCAUUUGGAAUUUUCCUCAUUAGCUUUGCAAAUUUGAAAAACUCUUUGCAAAUCCCUUGAGGGAAUUUGCAAUGUUCCUAUCGGCUGUUGCAAUAUUCCACACUUCAUUUUAAAUUUUCCUAACUUCCUGUUUUAAUUUUCUAACUUCCUGUUCUGUUCUGAGCGUUGUUAUUGGUCGAUUAUUUUUGUUAGCCAAUUGCAACGCCCAGAACAGAACAGAACAGAACAGAACAGGAAGUUAGGAACUUGUAACAGGAAGUUAAGAACUUCUAACAGGAACUGAGGAAAAUUUAUUUGGCUUUUAGCAACAUUGCAAAUUUUCUCAAGGGAUUUGCAAAGGAGUUUUUUAAAUUGCAAAAGUAAUGAGGAAAAUUGCAAUCAAUUUAGAACCUCAAAAGAGGAACGCUUUACGUAGUUUACCUGUAACAUAAAAAAAGUUUUCCUUUUAUGACUAUUUAGACAGUAAUACAAGAGAUGGAUGAGGAGGAAGACGAUAAAAGAGAUUUGCCAACUAACGGAAUAACUAAUCCAAUACAUAACAAUGUUAAACCUGAAAACAUAGAUCUAAACGCUUCUGGUCAUUCGAGACUCAGCGAUGACGUUUUUCUACAAUAAAAAAAUUUAAAUUUAAUUUAAUAACAUUUAAAGUAAGUGCUAUAAAUUAAUAUAAAUAUAUUAACUAAUCUGAUAAUGUUGGUAAAAUAAAUAGACUAGCGAUUUACCUGUUAAAAGAAACUAAACUAACUUUAUUUAUACUGGAUAUAGCUCUAUAUCAGUUCUAAACUAUUCUUCCUAGAAGGUCCUCUCUUAUUGUUCCAGUGUUACUAAAAGAGGAAACCUGAACUAAAUUAACUUUAUUUAUACUGGAUAGCUCAACCAGUUCUAAACUGCAGUUCUUUCUGGAGGUCCAGUAAGAGCCAUCUCGUAUUGAUUCAGUGUUACUACAGGAGGAAACCUAAACUAAGUUUACUCUAUUUUUACUGGAUAGUUCUAUCAGUUCUUAACUGUUCUUCCUAGAGGUCCAGUAAGGAUCAUUAAUGUCACUACAGCUGGAAACCUAAACUAAAUCAGUUCACUCUAUUUUUACUGGAUAGCUCUAUCAAUUCUAAACUAGUCAAUUUACUUCAUUCAACGGAUCCUUUAUUUAUUUUUGUCGUGUAUAUUUCCAGGAAAUAUCAAUGGACAUGUUCCGUGAUGGAACUCCAGAAAGUCAUGUAAUUCCAGGAACAUUUUAUGAAUCUUCAUCCAGCGGUGCAGCUUAUCAUCCCAACGGAAUACUUAAUCUCACCAUGCAGGACGGGAGCGAAGACGAAGUGACAAAUAUUUAAACACGAUCUACAUUGGUGGGCUUUCAAUUGAGCGUCACAGGGCAGCAGAUGCGUGGUGAACUUUUGAAAUGUUGACAAUUAUUGGAGCAAGACAAUUAAACGACAUCUUUGGAUUACCGACCUGGAAAAAGUGUUUAAUGUUCCUCGGGUCCUGAAUUUGUUCUGAAUUCCAAUUGUUCCUCUCAAAAGUGCGUAAAAACAAUGGAAAAUUUGACCCGUGCAUUGCGUCAUUACGUAUGCAACAACAAGGUAUACUAAUUGACUGUAUGUAUGUUACAUAUCUGAAUUGACAGAUAAAGAAGAAUGAUAUAAAGGACGAUUUACACAACACAACUUUUGCCUAAAACUGUCGCAUGCAACCUGCUUACAACUUGAGUUGUACUAUGUAAACAGGGCCGGAGAUACGGGUGUGUGUGGGGGGGGGGGGGUUACACCCCCCAGAAAUUGUAUUCAGUCUGGUAAGGGACUGUUAUUCAGUCGGCAGGACUGCUAUUUGGGUUAAAUUUUUCCGCGCAAAGGGCAAAAUAUUUGGGGUUUUUUGGGUAAAUUUCCGAAUUUUGGUAUGAAAAAUUGAGGUAAAGUCACUGGAAAGCAUUUGCAACGUACUCGUCCGGAAAGUAUUCGUCAGUCGGUUGAAAUGACCUUACACCCCCGCCCCCUGAAGAAUUCCCUGAGGACGGCCCUGUAUGUAAAUCAAGCAUACAACUAUAACCUACGACAACGUAGGUUAGUUGUGUGCUUGAUUUACACAGUAUAACUCAAGUUGUAAGCAGGUUGCAUGCGACAGUUUUAGGCAAAAGUUAUAUUGAAAAUAAGUUCCUCAAUUUUCUUGCUAAGACAAAUGGUCCUCAGGAUACCGAGAUCCCAGCUUUCUCCAGGUCGGCUAAUACACGCUCAGUCCAGAAAGUACGUUAUUAGACCUUAUGCAUAAUGACGUCACAAGGCUUGAUGCCCGCGAGGAAUGCUGGUCUUAGUAGUCAUCGCCCGGGAAAAUGAAACAAUUCAAAAUGGCCACUAUCGAAAAAUUUUCCCGGGCGAUAACUACUAAGACCAGCAUUCCUCGCGGGCAUCAAGCCUUGUGACGUCAUUAUGCGAGGCUCCAAUGCCAAAGUGACGUACUUCCUGAAGGGUAUAUUAUUUGAUAAUAAAAAUAAUUAAGAUUAUAUUUUCUCAUUCUGAUAUCAUGCAAUGCCAUUGACAACCACCAUCAUACCUUGCAAUAGGUCGAAACACACGAGUCAUAUCAGCUUUCAUAUAUUAUAUUAAUAAUUUUAGCAAACAUUCGUUAAUAAUAUUAAUAUUAAUAAUAUACAUCGUAUAUUUAGGUGUAGUAAUGUAGUUUUAACUUAGCCGAUGCAUGUAACAUAACUUAACGUUAACACAAAUUAAUUUAAACUCGAAUAUAUAUAUUAUUGAAGUAUUAAAA
Molecule: messenger RNA, 10151 nt
Organism: Paramuricea clavata
Lineage: Eukaryota; Metazoa; Cnidaria; Anthozoa; Malacalcyonacea; Plexauridae
Source: the annotation of a GenBank genome assembly